Messenger RNA from Diachasmimorpha longicaudata, 2038 nucleotides. RefSeq names its product fibronectin type III domain-containing protein 1-like. Bases 98 to 1825 code for a protein of 575 amino acids. Gene Ontology annotation, molecular function: protein binding. Gene Ontology annotation, biological process: cell-cell adhesion. NCBI's taxonomy places the organism in Eukaryota, Metazoa, Arthropoda, Insecta, Hymenoptera, Braconidae. The transcript is spliced from 8 exons. The record is from RefSeq and is a predicted model, not a curated record.
ACAAUUUUUCGAAAAUAUACAACUGUAAGUAGAGACAUCCGACAGUAAACAUCGAUCAGUUGGUCAAUAAGUAAAAAUUUAUUGAACGAAGUCGAAAAUGAUGCGUAAAUUCAUCAUUUUCGCUGUUGUCGUUGUGGUCAUAGAGGCAACGUCAGUAUGCGACCAUGAGAAAACGUGUUGCUGCGAUAAGGACAAAUGCGACGUGAUUAUCGUACCCCGCUGCGCUUGCGAUCGUUUUUGUAACUCCAGCACAAAAGCAACUUCUGACUCCGUGAAUCCGCCCAGGAGGGAGCCGAUCGCCGAUGAAGAUGACUCACGGUUACCGCGGAACCUCAGGGUCGAGGCUGCAGGGUUCGGAGAUCUGCUAGUCAAAUGGGACCCGCCUGCUGGGAGCUCCGCGAACAGAGAUAUUCGCGGAUAUUCUAUUGCGUGGGGGCUAUCAGGUGAUGGAAACCUGCGGGCACUGGAAAAUAUAGGGAGGACGACGCAGUACAUAUUACGAGAGCUCCUAGCAGAUUCGGACUAUAUAGUUUAUGUUUCUACGGUAUAUGCGAAAGGUUUCGGACCUUCCGUGUCUGCUAUUGGAAGAACUCUACCAGAAGGUUCUGUUCCACAACCUCCUAACGCGGUAACCGACCUGCAAGCAACUGCGCUCCGUCCAAGAUUAGUAUUUUUAAAUUGGACGAUGUCCUCCAGUCCCGAGAAUCCAAUCACAAAGGCCAUCAUUGAAUACCGUGUCUUAGAGAGCAACACUACCCAGAAGUGGGAAUACUUCUCCACCACGGAUCAUGUACUUAUGCACGGAGCUCAAGGUCACAUCCAUAAGGCGAACACACAUAUUAAAGACCUUGAACCAAACACAGAAUACAUGUUUCGUGUGAUUACAUCAAGUCCGGGGGGUCAAAGUGUGCCAAGUAAUUCCGUGGUAGUAAGGACUCCCCCAGAACCGGCGCUACUACCACCGCGGAAUCUUGACGGGUCCUGGAGUCAAUCUGGCGCAUUCGAGUUCACAUGGACGGAUCCCGGGGAUGUAGAGCCUAUUGGAUAUACUAUAACCGUCGAAGGUGUGCGGGACGACAACACUCUGGUCUGUAGACAAACAUUCCUAACGGACGGGACGAGCUACUCUUUGACUAACCUGCAACAUGACGUCCACUAUACUAUUUCGGUUAGGGCUCGCAAUAAGGCGGGUCUUGGCCCCCCCAGUUAUCUUUAUCCGAUACCAGUUGAUUUCGAGGAAAACCCAGCGAAUGAUGAUUUUCCACAGAGGCCCAAUCAAGAUAGCGGUUCAGUUUCCAUCCCGGAGGGGGCAGUACACAUUAGAUAUCCUGAUUCGAUAAAAGCAGGUGACUUGGUAUCAUUAAGUUGUACCGUUGAUUACCAGAACAGACCACGGGAAAAUAAAGGUAAAUUCCGGUGGUUGAUGUCCGAUGACAGCGGGAACAUUCACGAUGUACCUCCGUCAGACAAAUUCGAUGUAAAGUUCUUUACGGACGAUACCUCGUACGGAAUGGUCUUGAGGAUCCACAAUUUUGACAGCAGAGAUCAGAGAUUGUACAUAUGUCAACUCCACGCUGACGGCCAGGACUAUACAAGAGAAGUAACAUUAAACGGAAUGGUCAAUGAAUUCGUUGACCAACCAGUUCCGCCGCAGGAACCACCAGUCUACCCGAUGCCCGUUCCACCGCAAUUUCCAGCAGGUGUAAUGCCUCAAAGUGAGGGGAACUCAUUUCAACCUAGUGCACCAUUUCCAAGCGCUAUUAAACCGGGCACACGGCAUCCGCCUCCGGGAAGUGUUAACAAUCCACAGGCAUUAUGUACUUAGAGGCAUAAAGCUCGACAAAGUAAAAUAAUAAAAAAUCAUGGAUUAUUCAAUUGAUAAAUGAUUCCAAUUGUAUCAGUAGUAACCUGCAAUAUAGAAAAAAAAUGUGUGACUCCUCUGCUAAUCAUGAAAUAAAUAAUUGAAUUAUUUUUUUUCGUAAAAAAAAAUUUACAAUAACUGUAUUGAUUUAUAAUAAAUUCCGAUGUUUUCAUGGGA